Messenger RNA from Glarea lozoyensis ATCC 20868, 1413 nucleotides. RefSeq lists its product as uncharacterized. Gene Ontology annotation, cellular component: actin cortical patch. Lineage: Eukaryota; Fungi; Ascomycota; Leotiomycetes; Helotiales; Helotiaceae. Gene Ontology annotation, molecular function: Arp2/3 complex binding. The transcript has 3 exons. The record is from RefSeq and is a predicted model, not a curated record. The coding region runs from base 1 to 1413 and encodes 470 amino acids. Gene Ontology annotation, biological process: endocytosis; actin cortical patch assembly; actin cortical patch localization.
AUGGAGGAGUUUGAGUACACCCUCGAGAACGAACAACAAUUCUGGGAUGAACUCGAAGACAUAGUAACCAAACCCUGUCCCUCUCACCAAUUAAUCGAUAAUGCCCUCCGAAGCUACCUCCACUUCACGACGAACUUCCGAGACGAAUACCUCCAAUCCGACGACGACGUCGCGCGUUGUAUACAUAGACUCCUACAUUCGCCCUUGUUCGAGGCACACGCAGAGUACAUACGGAUCCAAUUGAUAUACUGCCUGCUGCAAGAAGAUGAGGGCAAGACGUUACAUUUCCUCGCGGGGUUCCUGCUGCUGGACGGGAGGGGUAAUGAGCGGACUUUUGAGAUGAUGAAUGAGGAGGGGUGUUUUCCGAGAUUGUUGGAGUUGAUUAAAGGAGAAGGUGGCAAGGAUGCUGGAUUACAUCGUUUGCUGCUGGAGUUGUUGUAUGAGAUGUCGAGGAUGCAGAGGCUCAGUCAUGAGGAUUUGGGACAGGUGGGUGAUGAGUUUGUUACGGGCCUUUUUCAGAUUAUUGAGCAGCUUUCGGAUGAUGUGGAUGAUCCUUAUCAUUAUCCUGUUAUUCGUGUUUUGUUGGUACUGAACGAACAAUACAUGGUCUCUGCAACCUCAACACCCACCACUUCUCCACCCCUCACAAAUCGCGUUAUAAAACUCCUAGGACUCCACGGCUCCUCCUACAUGACCUUUGGAGAAAACAUAAUUCUCCUUCUAAACCGGGAAACCGAAACGAGCCUCCAACUCCUCAUCCUCAAGCUGCUCUACCUCCUCUUCACCACCCGCGUCACCUACGAAUACUUCUACACCAAUGACCUCCGCGUCCUCCUCGACGUAAUAAUCCGCAACCUCCUCGACCUCCCCAACGAACUCAUCUCCCUCCGCCACACCUACCUGAGAGUAAUGUACCCUCUCCUCGCACACACCCAGCUCAGCCAACCACCCCACUACAAACGCGACGAAAUCCACAAAGUCCUAUCCCUCCUCGGCCACAACACAAACGCCCACUGGGAACCCGCCGACGAAACAACCCUCCGUCUCGUAGAGCGCGUCACCAAUGUCCCUUGGCUCCGCGACAACGAGUCCCCUUCAGAUGGCGAAGUCGCGCGUAAACUCCUCGGUAUAUCACUUAGUCCGGCGCAAACUGAGAGUUCGGUCAGUGUAAUUGAUGUAGCUGCUGUAAUGGAGAAACCUGGCGUGCAAACUCCGAGUCGGAAAACGGAAUUCGAGGAAACGCAAAGGGAUGGCGCGAAUGAGGUGAAAGAGCCAAAGAGAGGGAAGAAAUUCCCACCUCCGCCUAUACCGCCGAUGAGAGUGGAAAGCGCGAGGAAACUACCGCCCAAGACGCCGCCGAGACGAAGGACGAAGUUGAAGGUUGUUCAGGGCGGAGAUGGGGGUGAGGGUUGA